CUACCAAUGUAUCAUAUGAUGUGCUAGUCUCAAAUGUGCAAUGCUUUUAUUAUGCGACUACGAACAUGACACAACCCAUGCACGUCCGACGACUCUCUCACAGAAUGGUAUAUUACAACAGAAAUGUCUCUUCUGUCCAAAGAAGAGUUUCAAACAAAACAAAGAAAUAAGAUAAAAAAGAAAGCACAACGCCCUUGCUGUAUCCCCAGUCCGGUAUGGCCUUGCCACCCCUUGGCAGGCAGGCAUUAUUCACCGAGGAUACCGCAAAGCAGCCGUCCGUACGACAGCUCAGUCUUCCCCGACAAAGCCUAGCUUCUCACCCAUCUUGAUCCGUUGGCCCUUCUCAAUGGCCCAGUUCCAGCCGUCGGGUCGCUCUUUGUCCGGCCAGCCAGCAUCGAACGAUUUCCGACCGCCCAGGGGAGCCUCGAACACCAGCACCACCGUGCUGCCCAGCUGGAACCCGCCCAUCUCCUCACCGCGCCGCAGCGGGUGUCCACCCAGCGUGCGGCUGGCAUGGGCAUACGUAGCCUCGACGAAUCCGGGGUCGGUUUCGCCCCGCUCCGCCGCCCGGGCUGCAGCCAAAUCCGCCGCAGUGUCGGUCAGCAGGCUGUUGGUGCGCAGUUCCGAAUCAAAGUUGAUUUUGAUCGAGCCCACAUUGGUUGCGCCGACCGGAAUGUAACUGAAGAAGCCCCAACGCCAACGGCCAAGUAGGGCCACACGCUCGUUCAAGGUGAACAGUCCGGGCAGGGUGCGCUGCAGAUAGGGCGAGACAGAGUAGAGUUCACCUGCAAAGUGACGGCGGCUCUCCACCACCCAUUCGGUGGGGGAAUGGAAACGGUGAUAGUCACCGGGGGCCAAGUAAAUCACCACAUAGAACAAUGCGUGGUUGACGGCCUCCUUGGACGCAAACCAUGAAGUUCCCUCUCCGCGGGCCAGCUCUUCUUGGACUUGAACCUCGGACGUCGUCUUUGAGGGAGUGGAUGCAUCAAUCGAUGCCCGUCUCUUGGCUGGGGCACCCGAUUCACCGGACAGUAGCGAUGGUAGAGUGUAGGAAAUACCGUUCACGCUGGCAAAUUCCUCAUCGGCCUUCAUAUUCUCGACAUCCUUGUGGGUAUCUUUGAUCGCGGGGUCAGACAUGCGAUUGCUGUGGUCGGCAGUGACGGGCGUAGCUGCACCCAAAAGCGCAUCCAGACUGUAGGUCAUGCCCUUGACUUGUUCCACCUCACCCCGCUCGAUCAUACCAAAUUGGAGAAUGCGUCCAUCCGAGGGAGAUAUGAGUGCACGCGGGUCGGGGUCGAGAGGGCGGACGCCGGGCUUCAGCUUGCGAUAAAAGAAGGCGGCAAGGUUGGGGUAGACGUGAAGAUCGGGCUCAGCGACCUCGCUGAGGUUCACGCCGAAGACCCAUGAGUAGAGCUUGAAUCCAGGGACGCGGAAGUAGUAUGGCAAUUCGAUCUCGUUGAACCGACCCCAUAAACGCGAGAUGGCCUUCAGGGGCAGAGUCGACAUGACCUGGACCUGCCAGGGACCCGUCGGCACGACUCGAGGGCGUCGUGGUGGCCGCUUUCCAUUCUCCCAGGCAUCACCUGCCUCAUCCUGCGCAUUACGGUCACGUUCAGCACGCUGCGACUUGUAGAAGUGUAGUACCCCGAGCAGACCGAUUCCGAGACCGACGGGAAUCGGGUACCAUUCCACCUUGGUGUUCCUCAGCGCAAACCGCAGCCUCGAUCCAAACCCACCCCUUGCCUUUCCUUCAUGAUUGUUUUCUUUUUGGUAUUGUUUCCAUGAUUUGGACGAAAACUGGCGAACGCUGGCCUUGUGGCGGGCAGUUGCCCGAAACGAGAGGACCUCCAUCGACGUAGCAACCCCACUCACAGGGGCAGCAGCACGGCACUGGAGAAAUGUUGAGUGAUUGAGAAGGCGCUUGGCCAUCGUGCAAUUUAGUCCAUUAGAGCUCUACGGCGAGGGUAGUAGACCUCUUUGGAGCUUCUCAGGAGAACGUUUUUCGUCCGCCGAAUCAGGAAAUGCGUUUGAACCGACUGACCGCCUGGGGGACACCUGGCAGAAUGGCACGUGGAUGUGUUGCGAUUGAGCUGUCGCAAUCGCAUCAACUCGUUUAUUUCUCUUCGAGGGCUUUGUUUGCCAGGGUAGAGGUAUCUUUUGCUGAUUUCCGGCAUUUCCACAUACCUUUAGUGACCGUCACAACUAAUGCGCCAACGGGCGUCAACUGAUUUACACAGAGAUUGAACCCGGUCCGAGCAGGGAAGUUUCCGUCUGGACUUCUCUCUCUUUCCUGCGACCGUCGUAUUGCUGUUCUUCCCUCCGAGCCACCUCACCAACUCCAAGCAAUCGCGACUUGAUAUUCUCCACGUCGAGGAUACAACAACUAUCUUGUCUAUCAGCACCCGAACCGCAGAGUCGCUGCAGCCCAGCCACCGGAAUCUUAGUCUUCGAUCUCCUAAUUUUACACGUUUGGUCCCCGUCUCAUACGACACAGCUUGAACUCGAUCACUGCACACAUGGCUUCCCACGAGAUACCCGGUGCUGCUGCCGCUGCAACUAGUGGUGGGAAUGAUUCGAGUGUACGGACUGUCACCAUCCACAUACUGUCUCCUUCGCAUCCAGCUCCAAGUCGCUUCACAUUUCGGGACUUGCCAUUGGAAACCACUGUUGGAGAAUUGCGAGCACGCAUCACCCACUCCUUCCCGAAUCACCCUCCACCAUCAACUCAGAGGUUGAUUUAUCGAGGAAGGCCUUUGACGAAUAACAAUAAUACCAUGGCAGAUAUUUUUCGCUCCGUUGAGGAAACCGAGCACUCGAUACACAUGGUCUUGCCACCCCCUUCAGCGCCGGUGCCUGCUCACAAUAGUGCCUCUAUUUCCGGAGCUAUUAGCCACACGGAUAGAUUGAGUCAACUUUCGAAUUCCAUCGCGGCCAAUAGUACUGCCCUACCUCAGGGUGCGGGGGAUGGCCUACGAUUCCGCGGUCUACCAACGCCGACCACUAUACACGAGCGACACUUGGAGCAAGUUUCGAACAUCUUGAAUAGGGCCACAUCCGCCACGGCCCCAUUCUCAUCAUUGAACAUGAACAUGCCCAACCCAACCGAUUUUGGCGAGUACGAAGACUUGCGCAGGCAAGUUGGAAGCGUAGAGCAUAGCCUGGAUCACAGCUUCGUUCCUUCACACGAGACCUUGUACCAACUACGAUCGCGAACCGAGCAAUUACUACAGCGCCAUGGACACUUGCAGGGGUAUACUCCUCAUACCUCUAUCCAAGCAUUGCUGCAGCGUAUCAUUGCCCUUUAUCAGCGUGUUGAUAGUCUGCCCUCCAAUCGCGACGCACAUUCAGCAACGCCCGCGGACUCUUUCCAAUCACCGCUACAGGUCUUCCUGGCCACCGGACCAGAUGGUCGUCAGAGCUUGAUUAUGCCCAUAAACAGCGCGAAUGUGUUUCCACUGUCUACCCCCAUCCCACAGCCUGGAAGUACCCCUACAGUCCCCAUUGAGCAUCACAAUGUCCAUCACCCUGCCCCAGCAGGUCAAAACCCGGCAGCUAUGCAAGAUAUUGUCCGCCAGGCAGUCAUCAAUCAGCAGCGACGUCGUGAAGUCGAGAACGUUCCUGCGGGGCAAUAUCUGCGCCGAAUCUGGCUCUUCAUUCGACUGUACUUUUGUAUCUACAUGAUCAGCAGUUCUGGCACCUGGGCGCGUGUGUUCCUCGUCACCGGUGCAGUACUGAUCGCUCUGCUAUCAGAUACUGAAAUCCCUCGCCGGCUGCAAGGAAUGCUGGUUGAGCCCAUCCAGCGCCAUCUCGAAGGUCUCGCCAACAUAGGCGGCCCAGCAGAUCGAACCACACCGGCUGCUGGAGACCAAAAUGCCUCAACUGCUCAGGCCGGUGGUAAUGCUGAUAACACGAUUCGUGGUGAAUUAUGGAGCAGUGUUCGCCGUAUUGAACGAGCUAUCGUGUUACUGCUCGCAAGUCUUAUUCCGGGCAUUGGUGAACGGCAGGUAGAGGCACGGAACGCGGCCGAGGCAGAAGCUGAGCGUCUUCGUCAAGAGGGACAGCAGCGGCUACAGGAACAGCAGCGCCAAGAAGAGAAGAAACUAAAGUACCAUUAUGGAAACAAAAAUUUGACAACAUUGUCAGCGCCGCAGCGCCAAAUGUGGGCUUACCCGCUGCAUCAUUUUAUUUACAGUAUCUUGUCUAGCAUAACUAGCCGCAUCACUACCGUUCUACUCCGAAUUGGCUUAAACCGUCUUCUUGAGCCUGCGGUCUACUUUAAUUCGAACCACAGCUGCCAAGACCGUAGCGGCCGUUGCCAUCGAGCCAGCGUAGAAAAUAGCGGGUCUAUAUGCACCAACACCACCUUCUUGUCCACCAGACGCAUUGAGGAUAUAACCCGCAAUCGGUGCACCCUACCAAUAAACAAUCAAAUUAGUCAUGAGCAUCAUGGUAUAAGUUUAAAAAGACCCAAGAGAUUGUAACUCACCAAGAGAUAUCCGCCAAGCCACCCACUCACAAUCAUGC
Penicillium brasilianum is the source of this 4524-nucleotide messenger RNA. The record is from the annotation of a GenBank genome assembly. Lineage: Eukaryota; Fungi; Ascomycota; Eurotiomycetes; Eurotiales; Aspergillaceae.